Molecule: messenger RNA, 537 nt
Organism: Phytophthora sojae
Lineage: Eukaryota; Oomycota; Peronosporomycetes; Peronosporales; Peronosporaceae
Exons: 2
Coding region: 1-537 (178 amino acids)
Source: RefSeq, a predicted model, not a curated record
AUGUGGGCGAACUUUGCUCGCAGCAAAUUUUUCACGGCUGGGAAUACUACAACGAACAGGAUCGAGUCAAACUGGAAUCAAGUGAAAAUACUGUUGGGGCACAAGACACGAAUUGACAAGACUAUUGCGGGCUUGGUGCAGCAUCAAAUCAUGAUAACUCAGCAGAUCGGGUUCGUCACCGCGCAGCACCAUUCGACUUCGACCGUUCCUAAAACCAUACCGAUGUUUCUCCGGACGGUAGCAACUCGACUGUACCCUGACAUCUUCGAGAAAGUGAGAAAAUACAGUCACCAUUUACCAUGUCGUCAUCUUAUGCACUUAGCACGCGAGGGGCAUGGCUUCAAACUGCUUCCAGCUAUGGCAAUUCAUGAUCGGUGGAGUACGUACCAGACCUUGGAAGUGAGAAACGAAUUGACGGCUGCAGCGGAAAUAUUACAGCCAGUUGUGCAGAUGUCCAAGUUAAGGUUGCCGAAAGUAAAGUUGCCGAACGACACGGGGGCUGAACCAGAACAACCACUUUAUGCUGCGGGGGGGUAA